CUCCCUUUGACAAAAUGGCAACACUUUGUCAACUUUUCCGUGCUAUAAGACUGCUGCAGGCGGGGAGACAGACGCACUGUCAGUGCUUCUACAGUAGUGCAUCGGAUUCAUGGCAGGCUGUUCCCGUCCAGGAAGUCCAGCGAUUUAUAGAAGAGUGCAUGGCAACUGUUGGAACCCGCGCGGACCAUGCCACCUCUCUGGCGAACAACUUGGUCACAGCUGAUCACAGAGGACACUAUAGCCACGGCCUCAACAGACUAGAUUUGUACAUCAAUGACAUAGAGUCAGGGAUCACCGUUAGCGACGCCGAGCCCAGCAUUAUCCGGGAGUCGGCAGCCACAGCCCACGUCGACGGCAACAACGUCCUUGGUCCGGUGGUGGGCAACUUCAGCAUGGAACUGGCCAUACAGAAAGCCAAGGUUGCAGGGGUAGGCUGGGUGGCUGCAAAAGGGUCCAACCAUUUUGGUAUUGCGGGCUGGUAUUCCAUGCUGGCAUCUCAACAGGGCCUCCUUGGAAUGGCGUUCACCAACACCUCCCCGCUGUCAGUACCUACGAGAGCCAAGAAGGCUACGCUGGGCACAAACCCUCUAUCUCUGGCAGCUCCAGCUCGCAGUGGUGACGAGUUUGUACUGGAUAUGGCCACCACGACAGUAGCACUGGGCAAGAUCGAACUCCACGACCGCAAAGGCAUCAAGAUCCCCAACAGCUGGGGUGUGGACAAGCAUGGUCGGGAGUCCAAUGACCCGAAGACUGUGAUAGAGGGUGGAGGCCUCAUGAUGGUUGGGGGAUCAGAGCUCACAGGUGGGUACAAGGGCUACGGUCUGUCUAUGCUGGUGGAGGUUUAUAGUGUGUUCUGUGUUCUGUAGGUGCAUACAAGGGUU
Messenger RNA from Haliotis rufescens (red abalone), 881 nucleotides. RefSeq lists its product as uncharacterized. Gene Ontology annotation, molecular function: oxidoreductase activity. The coding region runs from base 15 to 866 and encodes 283 amino acids. NCBI's taxonomy places the organism in Eukaryota, Metazoa, Mollusca, Gastropoda, Lepetellida, Haliotidae. The transcript is spliced from 8 exons. The record is from RefSeq and is a predicted model, not a curated record.